AUGAAGAAGUUAACUGCAUCUACAUCAUAUCUUACUCAUACAUACCCAUUCUCCAUUCAAAUGGAAGAAUCAAUCCCCUAUUUUGGACAACGUUUUGAACAAAUACAAAGCCCUUAUGUUCGACAUCCUUUAGAACAAACACAAGAAGAGCAUAAGUACUUAUAUGCAUCGAUUACUAAUGUUUCUAACUUUGUCUCUGUGAAGCUUUCCAGUGCCCGCAAUUACCAUCUUUGGCAGACACAGAUGCUUUGCCUCCUGGAGACUUACAAUCUGCAUGGCAUUGUAGAUGUAACAACUACCCGUUCAAGAGCUUUAAGUCCGGAGAUGGAGAAACAAUAUAACAGUCUUGUCAAAGGUUGGAUCUUUGCUUCAAUCAGUGAAGAGCUACUUGGCACGGUUGUCAAUCUUGACUCGGCCAAAGCAGUUUGGGAUAAACUGAAAUCGUUCUACGAUCCAGUUUUGAUAAGUUCUCAACAAGCUCAAACGAAUAAGGAAGCGGAAACAGACACAGAAUCAGAAACUAGAGGCCUAGAUAAAGGUGAAAUACCAUUGGAUAGAGCUUAUGAAUAUUUGUUGAAAGUCAACAAAGGUGAUCGUAUACCAAAGAGAAGGUCUGCUCCUUCAGAGGGUUCUUUUAGCCGUAGUGGAAAAUUUGGCCUCAUCCUACUUGUUAAUGCUAUUUAUGCAAAAAAAUUUGGUUUAGCAUCCGAUUUGGUCAAAAAGUUUCCUGAAUUUGCUGUUAAAGAUGAUAAUGUAUUGAUGGCAAUAGUUAAAAACUUUCCGAGUAGGCUAGACUAUGGGGAAGCACUUAUAUAUCCAUUACUUAUGGGCGAUAUUUGUGAAAGGAUAGUCAAGAGAGGUAGGGACUCGUUUGAAAUAUUAGUAAACUAUUACCAAAACAUAAUGGAUGUGAUACAAGAUAUACCUGACGACGUGAUCUUUGGUACUAUACAACUUCUGCUAUACAUAACGUUAAUGGGCCCGUUAGCCAUGCUUUCUUGGAUUUAUUUCAUGCUUCGCGUAGUCAUGUUGAUGCUUUAUUUUCCGUUCUUUAUGUUUUAUUUGCUCUUCUGGAAGGUUGCAACAAGAGUAGUUCCACCCAUUAAGCAUAUCGAGAAGAAAAUGAAGGAAAGGAAAAAAGCAAAAGAAGUUCUGGCGUUGAUAUGCGAUGAAAUAGACAAGUUGGGGCACCCAGAUGCACGUCGUCGCUUGUACACCGGACCAAUUCACGAGGCUGCACGUCAAAAUCUUUAUGAGGUGGUUCAUGAGAUUUUAACGAGAUCCCCUACAGCAAUGCAAUUUAAAGAUGAAAGUGGUUACGACAUUAUACAGUUAGCAGUUAUAUACCGAUCAGAACGAAUCUACAACUUUAUCUAUUCCAUAGGAGAGCGUGAAGGUAUUUAUAGAACUAUUGAAGAUUCUUUUAGGAACAAUAUGUUGCACUUGGUUGGAAAUUUACCUCCUUCACAGAAACUUAGACGUAGAUCAGGUCCAGCACUACAACUACAAAGAGAGCUUCAAUGGCGUCAGGAAGUGGAGAGGCUCGUUGCUCCAAUAUGCAUUACUCAAAAGAACGCUUUUAUGGAGACACCAGAUAUGGUGUUCAGAAGGGAGCACGAUAAUUUGGUGAAGGAAGGAGAAAAAUGGUUGAAAGCCGUAGCAGAAUCAUGCAGCAUCACUGCAGCACUAAUUACCACAAUUGUAUUUGCGGCAGCCAUUACAGUACCAGGUGGAAGCAAUCAAGAAACAGGCAUCCCCGUGUUUACAAAAGAAAUUGCUUUCACGAUCUUUGCAAUAUCAGAUGCAAUCUCACUAUUUGCAUCCAGUACAUCAUUAUUACUGUUCCUGUCGAUCCUCACAGGAAGUUUUGAUGAACAAGAUUUUGUAGUCAAGUUGCCAAGGAGAUUGUUGAUUGGUCUUUGCACCUUGAUGUUGUCCACAACUACCAUGAUGGUUGCAUUCGCCGCAACAUUGUUCCUUGUCUUUUGUCAUAAAAGACCAUGGAUGCUUGCUCCAAUAUGUGUAUUAUCUUCGGUCCCGAUUGCUUCUUUUGGUAUUCUUCAAAUGCCCCUCAUAAUAGAUUUCUACCGGUCCACAUAUGGACACAUCUUUGGCAUUCCAGAAAACAAUAACAAAUUGAAGACGAAUGACAUAUAA
Molecule: messenger RNA, 2157 nt
Organism: Lactuca virosa
Lineage: Eukaryota; Viridiplantae; Streptophyta; Magnoliopsida; Asterales; Asteraceae
Source: the annotation of a GenBank genome assembly